This is a messenger RNA of Lactuca saligna, 1663 nucleotides long. NCBI's taxonomy places the organism in Eukaryota, Viridiplantae, Streptophyta, Magnoliopsida, Asterales, Asteraceae. The record is from the annotation of a GenBank genome assembly.
GGUAAAUUGUUCCUAUAAUUGUAUAAAAGUAACAAGUCAACGUCGUUACAUAUAUUAGGUGAAAAGUAUAGGGUGUUGUCAUGAUGAUUAACGAUUAAGGCUUAAAAAUACAUAAGUAAAAGUAAGCGGGCUAAAAGUGAGAUUAUGCUAUAGUGUAGGGUCUGUUUUUGAAAUUCAUUGUCUCCCUCCUGUCUUUAACGAAGGAAGAAAGAGGAGAGACAGUUUAGAGGUUUGACUAGGAAAAAUGGCGUCAAUGGUGAUGACGGAGACGGACGAACGGAGUCCCCUACUUCAAAAUUCUUCUCACUCUGCCGGAGAGAUCACUGCUUUUGCUUCACCGUCACCGGACCAUCAUGACGGACCUUCAUCUGCUACUAGACCUACCGAUCCUAAACAGCGCCUCGUCUCUCUCGACGUUUUCCGUGGUCUCACCGUUGCCUUGAUGAUUUUGGUUGAUGACGCCGGAGGAGCUUUCCCUUCGAUAAACCAUUCUCCAUGGUUUGGCGUGACACUCGCCGACUUCGUGAUGCCUUUUUUCCUCUUUAGCGUUGGUAUCUCCGUUAGUCUUGUAUUCAAGAAAGUUUCUAGCAAACCAGCAGCCACAAAGAAGGUUGUACUCAGAACUAUCAAGCUUUUUCUCUUGGGUCUGAUUCUUCAAGGUGGAUACUUCCAUGGACGUGAUGAUCUAACUUAUGGUGUUGAUGUCAACCAGAUAAGGUGGAUGGGCGUGUUACAGAGGAUUUCAAUUGGAUAUCUGCUGGCUUCAAUAACCGAGAUAUGGUGUGUUAACAAUAACGAAGUCAAUUCAGCCAUAACAUUUGUAAAGAAAUACUACAUUCAGUGGCUGUUUGUUUUUGUACUAGGUGUGUUAUACAUGUCUUUGUUAUAUGGUCUUUACGUCCCAGAAUGGAGCUUUGAAGUAUCAGAAAAUGGGAAGGAGACUCAAAUUGUACACUGUGGGGUCAGGGGUAGUCUAGAACCUCCCUGCAAUGCAGUUGGCCUGAUUGAUCGGCUUCUCCUUGGUGAAAGCCAUCUGUAUAAACGUCCUGUAUACAAGAGAACACAGGAAUGCAGUAUCAAUUCUCCAGAUUAUGGACCCCUCCCACCAAAUGCCCCUUCUUGGUGUCUUGCUCCAUUUGAUCCAGAGGGCCUCUUAAGUUCAUUAAUGGCUGCGAUUACAUGCUUCUUGGGGUUGCAGUAUGGACAUGUUAUGGUGCAUUAUAAGGGUCAUAUGCAUAGGAUUGGUAUAUGGUUGGUGUGUUCUUCCUCUCUUCUUAUCUUGGGAUAUGUUGUAAUGGUGAUAGGUAUUCCUUUAUCCAAACCAUUAUACACAUUAAGUUACAUGUGCAUCACAGCAGGAGCAUCGGGUGUUCUCUUGAUUGCUAUUUUUUAUAUGGUUGAUGUGAUAAAAAUUCAAAAGCCCACAAAGUUGUUUCAGUGGAUGGGAAUGAAUGCUCUGAUUGUUUAUGCUUUAGCUGCUUGUGAUAUUUUUCCAGCAGCUUUACAAGGUGUUUAUUGGCGUUCCCCUGAAAACAACAUUGUUAAUGCUACAGAGUUGUUUAUUCAGGCCACACUUCAUUCUGAGAGAUGGGUUUCUGAAUGUUAUCAGUUUGAUCUUACGUGUCAUAGCUUGGAUUUUUACUGUAACGGGAUUAUGUUUUGA